Messenger RNA from Naegleria fowleri, 492 nucleotides. RefSeq lists its product as uncharacterized. The record is from RefSeq and is a predicted model, not a curated record. NCBI's taxonomy places the organism in Eukaryota, Heterolobosea, Eutetramitea, Acrasida, Naegleriidae. The coding region runs from base 1 to 492 and encodes 163 amino acids. The transcript has a single exon.
AUGAAAACACCCUCUCACAAGUACUGGCUCAUUGUUGCCUCCAAGGAUCACAUUGCCAGAGGAAUAGAAUGGGGUAUUGCUCAAGCUUGUCAUGGGAACUGUGAUCCACUCUCGAAAAUGAAAGCUGGAGAUCGGAUUGUUUUUUAUUCUUCAAAAUUGAAAUUCGAAGGUGGAAACAGUAAGGCGAACCAAUGCCAUGCAUUCACAGCUUUGGCCACUGUCAACGAAGAAGACAAACCCUAUCAGGUGACCGUGAGUGAUGAAUUCAAGCCUUGGAGAAUUAAAGUGGAUUUUGAUACUGAUAUGCAAGAUGUACCUGUGAAAAAGUUGUUGAACGAGUUAGAAUUCAUAACGAACAAGAAGAGUUGGGGUAUGUCGUUCCGUAAUGGACAUCGAUCCAUUGCAAGAGAAGAUUUCCUGAAAAUUGAGUCAGCCAUGAAAAGUACUCCUCUGAAUGGAUCGAUGUCCAUUACGGAAUUGAGUCAGCCAUGA